Molecule: messenger RNA, 3221 nt
Organism: Drosophila grimshawi
Lineage: Eukaryota; Metazoa; Arthropoda; Insecta; Diptera; Drosophilidae
Gene: NetA
Product: netrin-A
Exons: 7
Coding region: 227-2392 (721 amino acids)
Molecular function (GO): protein binding
Source: RefSeq, a predicted model, not a curated record
CCGACUUGACGUGAAAAACGAAGACUCAACCGAGCGACGACGACGACAACGACGCGAUUCGCGCGCGAUUUAAAACACUAGCAGAGAAACGAUUGCGCGCGCUGCUCAAAGAAAAAAGAAAACCACAUAAAAUAUAAUUCGUGAUUGUUUCAAGUAUUUUUGUUCUUGUUUUUGUUUGUUUUGUGUGCUUUUGUGCAAUUUGUGUGUGGGUGAAAAGUGCUUAGCCAUGCAACACUGGCGCCAGCAACUCUUUCUACUUGCCCUCUGUGCGCUCGCUGCGCAGGCCAAACCAAACAAUUCGUACCUCAAAAUGUUGGCCAUGCCGCCGGCGGAGGAUCCCUGCUACGAUUACGACAAGGCUCGCCAUUGCAUACCCGACUUUGUAAAUGCCGCCUACGAUGCGCCCAUUACGGCCAGCAGCACUUGCGGUGAACGCCAGCCGCAACGCUACUGCGAGUAUCCGUUGCAAGCAGUUGGUGGCGCCAGCGAGCAGCUACUGUCAUGCCACACCUGUGAGGCAAACAGCUUCUCGCCGCGCGCCCUCACCGAUCUGAACAACUCGAAUAAUGUCACCUGCUGGCGAUCAGCACCAAUUCAACAGCCCUCGUCGAGUGCAUCGGGUGGCGAUAAUGUCACCCUGACCCUGUCGCUGGGCAAGAAAUACGAGCUGACCUAUGUGAGUCUGCAGUUUUGUCCGCGUGCCCCCCGCCCCGACUCUCUGGUCAUCUACAAGAGCUCGGACUAUGGCCACAGCUGGCAGCCGUUUCAAUAUUAUAGCUCUCAGUGCAAGAGGAUGUUUGGACGACACAGUCGCACCAUUAUCACCAAGCACAAUGAGCAGGAGCCACGCUGCAGCGAUGCCCAUCGCAAUCAUGGACAUCAUGAUGUGGGACUCGCCUCGAGGAUUGCGUUCAGCACACUGGAGGGCAGACCCUCGGCCCGAGAUCUGGAUGGAUCGCCGGUGCUGCAGGAUUGGGUGACCGCAACCGAUAUACGCAUUGUCUUCCAUCGGCUCCAGCAGCCCGAUCUCCAGCAGGCCCUGCUCGCCAUCGAUGCGCCCGCGGAUCUGCGCACCGGCAAAUAUAGCGUUCAAUUGGGUGGCAACAAUCUGGAGUCCACAUCUGUCUCGGCUGUUGCUGCUGGGGCUGGAUUGCAUUAUGCCGUCUCUGACUUUUCGGUGGGUGGGCGCUGCAAGUGCAACGGACACGCCUCCAAGUGCUCGCUGGACUCGAGGGGGCAGCUGAGCUGCGAGUGUCGCCACAAUACAGCUGGACGGGAUUGCGAGCGAUGCAAGCCCUUCUACUUUGAUCGGCCCUGGGGUAGAGCAACAGCUCGGGAUGCCAACGAGUGCAAAGUGUGUAAUUGCAAUAAUCAUGCGCGUCAAUGCCGCUUCAAUAUGGAUAUCUUUCGACUGUCGGAGGGCGUCUCGGGCGGCGUUUGCCAGAAUUGUCGUCAUUCGACAACUGGACGUAAUUGUCAUCUGUGCAGGGAGGGCUUCUACAGGGAUCCCAGCAAACCGCUUGGUCAUCGCAAGGUGUGCAAAGCCUGCGAGUGCCACCCGAUCGGCUCUUCUGAUAAGAUCUGCAACAACACGAGCGGUCAAUGUCCCUGCAAGGACGGCGUCACUGGGCUGACCUGCAAUCGCUGCGCCCGCGGCUAUCAACAAAGUCGCUCCCACAUCGCACCAUGCAUCAAGCAAUCACCACGCUCGAUCAACAUGCUGGAUACGCAGAAUACGGCGCCAGAGCCAAAUGAGUCAACUGGAGGCGUUGGCGUGGACAGAGGCGCCUCAUCGGCGGCCGCCCAAUCCCCAUAUUAUCGCACCGAGGGCGGCAGGGUGUGCGAAAAGUGCAAAAUCAGCACCAAAAGAUUAAAUCUCAACAAAUACUGCAAAAGAGAUUACGCAAUAAUGGCCAAAGUAAUUGGCCGCGAUACGAGCAGCGAGGCGGCCAGCAGCGAGCGACGUCGCGCAAUGGAUCCAAUGGACGUGGACUACGAAAUGGACCAGCAACAGGUUGGGGGGCAGGAGUACGAGUACCGGUCAGCAGCUGGGAUCAACAGCGCCAGCGUUCCGGAUUAUCCCAACGACAGCGAAGCCACGCGCUACGAUCUACAAAUCCAGGCGGUAUUCAAGCACAGCAAAACCAGCGCCUACGGAAUGCCGAAUACAAUGCUGAAACGAGGUCCUAUGACCUGGAUCAUACCGAUUAAGAAUUUGGAGUGCCGCUGUCCAAGGAUCAAAGUCAACAGAUCCUAUUUGAUCUUGGGGCGAGACUCGGAGGCGCCGCCCGGUUAUCUGGGCAUUGGACCGCGUUCAAUAGUUAUCGAGUGGAAGGGCGAUUGGUAUCGACGCAUGAAGCGCUUUCAACGUCGAGCGCGCAGUUGUGCGUAGAUGUGCCAACCUGCUCCCACAGACACAGUGUCCAUCUUUGUCACUCCUUUUGCUGUCAAUUUAAUAAACCAUCUACCUUCUGUUUCUUUUUUUCCAUCUUUUUUUUUUUGCUAACCAUAUGCGUAGGUUGUAGAACUUAAAAUAAGUACGAAAAUCAAAUCAAAGCGUCACAACCCCAAUGAAUUUUUGCAUAGAAUCGUAGCCACGUGGUUUCUUUGCUUUGUUUCAAAAUCCUAUAUACUAUAUAUAUAUAUAUACACAUAUACACACAUAUAUAAACACAUAUUGCAUAUAAAUACAUAUAUAUACAUGUAUUCUUUUUUUUGUCGUCCUUUUGAUUGUUUUCGCCACGUAAAAGUGUCGGUACUUUAAUUUAACUAACACCCGCAUUUAAUUUGAUUUAUUUAGCAUUUUAAGGCCUACAUAGCUGUAUUUUAUUUAUUUAAUUAACUUUAAUUGUUAUUUGACUAUCAGUGACCGAAAGUAUCUGCGUGCAUACAUAAACAACAUGUGUAUUUGUAUAAUUAACUAUAUAUAAAUUUAUAUGUAUAAUCUAUAUGAUUUGUAUUAUUUUUUUUACGAUAAGAGUCAAAUUAAUGCUUAACAUCAACAUGAACACUUAUCCCACAACCGUGAACAAUAACUACAAUAGACUCAAUCAAACAGCAAAUUAGCAAAAUAAGCAUUAAUAAAUAUGUACUUUAAGCAAUGUAAACUGCAAUCAACUCCAAACAAAAUAUACAUAACUAAAAGUAAAUCAAACCUUGAAUAAUGUUAAAACACAACGCAUAAAACAUACAAAUAAAUAGAUAUUGUACAGUGCAACCCA